AGUAAUGUGGAGAUUUAUACCUGGAACUGAGUGUAAUGUAGAGUAUAUAACAGUAAUGUGCAGUUCCAUUCAUUCAUUAUUGUUACAUAUUUCUUUGAUCUCUCGAUAUUGUUUUUUCUGUAUAUUCCCCAAUUAACAGUGCUCCAAAGGAUAAAAUGGUGAACAUAAAUCACCUCGAGUCCAUUUUUAAGGAUGUGGAGCACAAAAUAAACUCUCUGGUGAAGAAAGAGCUGAAGAGGUUCAAGAAGCUGCUGAGUGCAGAUUACCCAGCAUGCUCUGAGAGAGAGGUGGAGGAUGAGGAGGAUCAGAGCAGUUCCAGAGAGGGGGUGCUGAAGAUCACACUGAACAUGCUGAGGAACAUGAAGCAGACAGACCUCGCUAACAUACUACAGAGCAAGAUGGUCUCUGCAUAUCAGAAAAAACUGAAAGCAAAACUCACAGAGAAAUUCAACAGAAUUAAUGAAGGAAUCUCACAGCAUGAAACACCAACUCUUCUGAAUGAGAUCUACACAGAGCUCUACAUCACAGAGGGAGAGAGUGGAGAGAUCAAUAAUGAACACGAGGUCAGACAGAUUGAGGCAGCAUCCAGGAGACCAGCAACAGAGGAGAAACCCAUAAAAUACAAUGACCUCUUUAAGGACAGACCCAUCAGAACUGUGCUGACUAAAGGAGUUGCUGGAAUUGGAAAAACAGUCUCUGUGCAGAAGUUCAUUCUGGACUGGGCUGAAGGAAAAGCAAAUCAGGACGUCCUCUUCAUAUUUCCACUUCCUUUGAGGGAGCUCAAUUUAAUGAAGGAGAAAAUACUCAGUCUGAUGGAGCUUCUUCAUCAAUUUUUCCCUGAAAUAAAAGAAUUAAGAUCCAUAGACUGUGAUGCCCACAGAGUGAUGUUCAUCUUUGAUGGUCUGGAUGAGUGUCGACUUCCUCUAGAUUUCCAGAACAAUGAGAGCUUGUGGGAUGUAACAGAUUCAGCCUCAGUGGAUGUCCUACUGACAAACCUCAUCAAGGGGAAUCUGCUUCCCUCUGCUCUUCUCUGGAUAACCUCUCGACCAGCAGCAGCCCAUCAGAUCCCUCCUGAGUGUGUUGACCUGGUAACAGAGAUACGAGGGUUUAGUGACCCUCAGAAAGAGGAGUACUUCAGGAAGAGAAUCAGUGACCAGAGCCUGGCCAUUAAAAUCAUCUCACACAUUAAGUCCUCAAGAAGCCUCUACAUCAUGUGCCACAUCCCAGUCUUCUGUUGGAUUGCAGCCACUGUUCUAGAGAGAGUGUUGGGUGAAGCAGAGAGUGGAGAGAUCCCUAAAACUCUGACUCAAAUGUUCUCACACUUCCUGAUCUUUCAGAUCAAACACAAGGACCAAAAGUACCAUGGGAAAUGUGACACUGAUCUUCAGCAAACUAGAGAGUGUGUUCUGGUACUGGGAAAACUGGCUUUUCAACAGCUGGAAAAGGGCAAUCUGAUCUUCUAUGAGGAAGACCUGAGAGAGUAUGGCAUUGAUGUCAGAGAAGUGUCAGUGUGCUCAGGAGUUUGUACUCAGAUCUUCAGGGCAGAGUUUAAGCUGCACCUGGGGAAGGUGUUCAGCUUUGUGCACCUGAGUUUUCAGGAGUUUCUGGCUGCUUUAUAUGCAUUUCUCUCCUUUAACAGCAGAGAUGGAACAAAACAGUUGACCACUGAUCUCUCUGGUAUUUUCAGAAAGUCCAAAUUAUCAAACUUCCUCAAGUCUACAGUCGACAAGGCCUUACAGAGUGAGAAUGGACACCUGGAUCUUUUCCUCCGCUUCCUACUGGGCCUCUCACUGGAGUCCAAUCAGACUCUCUUACGAGGCCUACUGACACAGACAGGAAGCAGCUCUCACAGCAAAGAGGAAAUAGUCCAGUACAUCAAGGAGAAGAUCAGGGAGAAUCCCUCUCCAGAGAAAUCCAUCAAUCUGUUCCACUGCCUGAAUGAACUCAACGAUCAUUCUCUAGAACAAGAAGUCCAAACAUAUGUGAACAGUAAAUAUUACAGUCAUCUCAGAGCCAAGCUCUCUCCUGCCCAGUGGUCAGCUUUGGUGUUUGUGUUGCUGAAUUCAGAAGAGCAGCUGGAUGAGUUUGACCUGGAUGAUUAUGACCCAUCAGAGGAAUGUCUUUUGAGGCUGCUGCCAGUGAUCAAAGCAUCCAGAAGAGCUAAGCUCUGUAACUUUAAUCUCACAGACAAAAGCUGUGCAGCUCUUGCCUCAGCUCUCAGCUCAAACUCCUCAAGCUUAAGAGAACUGAAACUGAGUAACAAUAGCCUGCAGGAUUCAGGAGUGGAGCUGCUCUCUGCUGGACUGAAGAAUCCACACUGUAAACUGGAGACACUGGAGUUGUGUAUCUGCAGUAUUACACAUAAAGGAUUUGGUGCUCUGGCUACAGCUCUAAAAUCAAACCCCUCCUCUCACCUGAGAGAACUGAACCUGAACUCCAAUAAACCAGGAAAGCCAGGAGUGAAGCUGCUCUCUGAAGUACUGGAGGAUCCACACUGUAAACUGGAGAAACUACACAUCAGAACACCUUACAGCUGGUCUGCUUUUACACACAGAGAGUUAUAUGGAGAGGAUGAAGUCUUAGUACAAACACACACUCGCUCAGUAUAUGAUUCUAUAUGGUACCGUGUGUGUGUGUCCGGGUUAUUAUGGGUCAAAUCUGUGAACACGGCUGCAACGCUAGGCUGUGUCAUCUCACCAUAACAUCACUUCCUGUACACCAGUGACUCCAGUGGCCCAUCCAUCAAACCCCUCAUGCUAGUGGACGACCCCACAUUGGUGAUCAGAGUGUGUUCAGGAGGCACCGGGCAUAAUGGCAAAAAUAUGAGCUUGACAGUUAGAGGUUCAUAAAUAUUAUAUUGAUAUUGUUAUGCUGUUCUGUUGGAUGAACUUAAUGAGCUGAAUGGAACCAGUGCCACUGGGCUGAGGUGCAAGAGUUCAUCUUUAUAUCAGUGAACUGAUCCCAGUCUACAUCACAACAGCUCUAACUCUGGAACUCUCACCCACUCUCUACACACACAUUGUGUCUCAAUUACAUAUCAUUCACAUAUGGAAGAUAGAGCUGUGGGUGCCCCUCCCCCACCUUUCUUUCUAUUUAUGCAUUUAACUCUAUUAACCGAUAUAUUAUUGUGUUUAGUUAUUUCAUUGUUACCGUUUGAGGUUUUUUGUUGUCUUAGUUAAGCUUCUCUGUGUGAUGUAGUGUGUUUAUGCAGAUGUGUCAAUAUUUCUGUUUCAACAAUCACUGUUAUUGAUUUCCUUCAUUAUUUUCAUUUUUUUUUCUGCUUAUGUAAAGAUAAGUUCCACCCCUUUACUGAUUUUCUCUGUUAAUCGUACUGAUUAGUCCUAUUUAGUGCUGAUAUGAUGGAGAAGUUUCUUAUCCUUCUUAUUUAUUUAAAAAAUAAAUUAAUUUGUUUUAAAGUAAUGUUAAACACUUCACAAUAGCAUACUUUGCUUUCAUAGACUGACAGGUGCUUAAUAAGGAAAAUGAUUAGAUGUAAAUAAACAGAAAAAACUCUGCAAUACUGGAACGUCAUUAACUUCACUUUUCAUAAACACAGAUCUGUUUUUGUUUCAGCUCAAACAGCACAGUAAAAAAGAAAAAA
Molecule: messenger RNA, 3601 nt
Organism: Colossoma macropomum (tambaqui)
Lineage: Eukaryota; Metazoa; Chordata; Actinopteri; Characiformes; Serrasalmidae
Product: NLR family CARD domain-containing protein 3-like
Exons: 6
Coding region: 156-2702 (848 amino acids)
Source: RefSeq, a predicted model, not a curated record